UCCGGUUGCAGACGACAAGUGCGAGUGAGUAAUGUAGGUUGGACAAUAUUUUGAAAAAAAUGGUGACAAGUCAAAUUUUCACAGCAACUACAGAUGGAAAUAUUUCUUUUCUGUCGACGUUAAGUUCUGAACAACUCACAGACAAGAUCGUAGAUGAGAAGGGGGCCAAUUGCUGCCAUUAUGCAUCAAGGGCGGGUAGAGUAGAUGUUAUAGAGUAUCUUGUUCAGGCCAGACAGUUCAACCACCACAAGCGGUCCAUGGUGGGCUCUACUCCAGCCCAUGAUGCUGCAGCUUCAGGGAAAUUAGCCACUGUACAAUGGUUAUUGAAACAAGCCAAACCUCCUUUGUCUCCAGAUGAUCAAGAUGGCACUGGAGCAACUAUAUUGCAUUUGGCAGCUAGAUAUGGGCAUGCUUCACUUGUAGAAUGGAUUCUUGAUAAUACUCGGGGUGAUUUGGCGAUGAUAAAAGCAGCAAGUGGUGCUCUCCCUCUUCAUUUUGCUGCUUCUGGUGGAAGUGUGGACACUGUUCAAAUUCUAUUAAAGGAUUCUCCUAGAUCUGUGAACAUGCAAAUGACAAAUGGAGCAACCUCAAUAUAUAUUGCUGCACAGAGUGGGCAUUUAGAGGUCCUCAAGUUACUAGUUCAAAAAGGUGGCACUGUUAAAAUUCAUGCAUAUGAUGGCAUGUCAUGUUUACAUGCUGCAUCCCAAAGUGGACAUCUUGAUUGUGUGAAGUUUUUGGUAUUGGAACAGAAAUGCAAUGUUAAUGAACGAGACUUUGACGGAGCUUCCUGUCUUCAUUAUGCAGCAAGCAUGGGUCAUACUGAAGUCGUUAGAUGGCUGUUGACAGAGGGAGGGGCCAAGGUCACCCUGGAUAACCUUGGAGGCAGUCCUCUACACAAUGCAGCAGAAGUGGGACAUCUCAAGGUUGUGAGAGUUCUACUGGAGAACCACUGUAAUCCAGAUAUAACAGACAACCAAGGUUUAACAGCCUCUGAGUUAGCAGAGAGGUGUUCUAAUGAUCAGUGUGCUAAAGAAAUCAAAGUAAAACAAGUUGGUGUUGAUGUGGAAGAAGCCAACCAGUCUUGGACCCAUCAUUUAGAGACAGCAUCCAUUGCCAGUAGAUCCAGAAGGCAAGAUUGUGAAGAUUCUGGAUCUUGCACACUUUCAGAGGAGACAGGAGAAUGUGAAAAGAGAGAUUACAGACAAAUUGAGCUGUCAGAUGAGACAAAUAAUAACUGGGACAUAACUGAACCAGUCAACCAUACAUCUUCUCAAAGUACCACCUCAUUUGAUAACCUAGAGGACUCCUCACAUAGUCAGCCAGACAUUGACUCUACGCAUUCUAUAAUCCAUUUCAACAAAUCAGUUACCCGGACCAAAUCCUUUGGUACCUCAGAUUUCCUACAGAGGUAUAGUGGGGUCAGAGAGUUACCUCCCCUGACUCAGAGACCAGCAGCCCCUAUUAUUCAGGUGCCACCUUUACACAAUAGAGGCAGGAUGGAUGGAGUGGAGAAGGAAGCGGUGGAACAGUUGUCUCCCCAUACCUAUAGAAGCAGCAGGACAUUAUUACUGACAGAGCUCAAUGACAAAGUCAAAACUGUGCAGGUCAAUGGGGAGGAGUCAACCAACUGUGAACAUGAAAAUAUCAGCAGUAGCAGAAUUGAGCCUAGAGACAAGUCAGAGAAUUCACAAAGACCCAGUCCCACUUCUUCCUCCUUUUCGGGGUCAGCCAGGAGUAGUCCUACUCCACCCCACACGGGACUGAUUGCUGAACUGAAGAAAGCUGCUGUUGCUCCAACCUUAAAGAAAACCAAAAAACCAACUGAGGAAGGAAAAAUGAACUUCAUAUACUCAUUUGGAGGACCAGUAAAAACUGGUUCAUUAACCAAUGGAGCUGCUAAUCAUAAUUCCAGUGAACACUCUUAUCAGCCAAAGAAAGAAAAAAUUGUAUUAGAGGGAGACUUUGAUCCCAAAAAUUUCUUGGACCAAGUUGAAAGUGUAGAUAAAUCUGGAAACCCAAUGCCAGAUUGGAAACGACAAAUGUUGGCCAGAAAUGUUGCAGAGAAAGCUUUUAAAGAGCACGAGGAAAAGAGGAAGCUUGAAGAAAUAGAAGCCAGGUUUAAGAACAUGCCUCUAUGGAAGAGGCAACUAAUAGAAAGAAAAGAGGCUGAAGCAAAAGCUGCAGCAGAGCAAGCACAUAAAAAGAAAUAGCAACAACUAGAGCUGGAGAUGUCCACAGCACAAUUCUAAUCUUACCUUAUGAUUCCUGACUUAAAAUUGCUGUCUCAAAAUGUUUAUGAAAUCCCACAGAUUGUGCAAUUGUCUAAAAUUGUUACUAGUUGUUACAUUGAUAAAAUAUUAUUGUUAUUGUGCAAUGUCUUAUGUUGUUUGCUUGUUUAGUCAAAAUUUCAGCAGAUAUAUAACACACACACACAAUUUUUGGACAGAAUUGCUGUAUUACAAUACAUGUUCAGCUUUUAAAUUUCUGACAAGAUGUUUUGUUUAUAAAUUUAUGCAUAUGUUCACUAUAUUGGAAGUCCCCUAAUAAUGGAGUAUUGGUUGUGAAGAGGUGCUAUUAUAGUUGCAAUGUAUACUGCUUCCAAAUCAGUAGAAUUUUAGAUUCUUUUGAUGUAAAUUUCAAUUGCUGAAGUGUUCAAUUUAAUUUACCACAUUUUUUUUUUUCACUCUGUAUGCAUAUCAUUUUCAAAUGAAAGCAAGUAUUUCACAAAAUUUUAUUCUCAACCGUAUAAUAAAAAUAUUGAUGAUGAAGAUUGCCGAAAAUGGGUGAUUAUUUAUGCAUUAAUAACAGUUUUACAAAAAUGUCCACAUAAUAUUUUAA
Molecule: messenger RNA, 2838 nt
Organism: Saccostrea echinata
Lineage: Eukaryota; Metazoa; Mollusca; Bivalvia; Ostreida; Ostreidae
Product: espin-like
Exons: 10
Coding region: 60-2210 (716 amino acids)
Molecular function (GO): protein binding
Source: RefSeq, a predicted model, not a curated record